GCGUUGUUGGCGGAGUGCCUAGCGGAGGAAACGGGAGGGGACCUGACUGACUCUCUCACUCUCACACACACACCUUGUUCUCACUCUCAUUCUCACUCGCCCAUUCAUACCGGGGAGAGGGGCCGUUUGAGUAAAGGACUCGCACUUGUCCAACAUGGCCUAUUAAUAUGCUGCCGUCCUCCCCAUCUGCCUUCAAACCUCUUCUUUUCCUUCCCUCUUCAGCCAAACAAGCCUCAUCAAUCUCAAGCAUCCGCUUUUGACUCAACUUUGACUUCGGUCGUCCAUUCUUUACCAAAGCUCUCUGCUUCAAAACACUCGCUCUCUUAAUCCAACAAAACCAACAACUUCGUUUUCACGAAAAACCCAACCCCCAAUAACUCUAUUCAAAAUGCGUUACGCUGCUGUCGCCCUUGCCGUCGCUGGUGCCGUCAUGGCCACCGCUGACGAGCCCGCCUCCACCGUCUUCUCCACCAAGUACUUCACCAUCACCUCCUGCGCUCCCGAGGUCACCAACUGCCCUGCCCGCAGCACCGUCGUCUCCUCCAGCGUCGUGGCCGUUCCCACCACCCCCGCCGUCUCCGUCACCGAGUCCGGCGUCAAGCCCACCGCCACCGCUCCCGUCGUCGUCGUUCCUCCCCCCUCCGGCGGCAACAGCACCGCUCCCCCCUCCGUCCCCGCGGUCCCCAAGCCCACCACCGAGAGCGGUGCUAAGCCCGUCCCCGUCACCACCGGCGGCGUUGCUCCCUCCGUCUCUGCCCCCGCCACCCUGGCUACCAGCGCCGCUGCCUCCGUCUGCGGUGGAAGCUCCGUCAAGACCAUCUCUACCAGCGUCACCACCGUCAUCCCCACUGUCAUCUACGAGACCGUCCAGAUCCCUUGCCCUACCCCCAGCAAGCCCUCUGCGACCAUCCCUGGUGUCCCUACCGGUGGCAACGGAACUGCUGUUCCCCCCACCAAGACUCCCGUCACUGCCGGUGCCGCUGGUCUGACCGGCUCCGCCAUCCUGGCCGCCGUCGCCGGUGUUGCCGCCUUCGCCUUCGCAUAAAUUCCUUGUUCUUCUGGACAUCUCUUCUGAGGAAAAGCCAACCAAGGCUACGGCAGUUUACGAUCAAAUUUAACGGGUGUUCUCUUUUUUGCUGGGGAGUCUUAAGAGGAAAUGUAAAAAAGAGCCCAUUCUUCUCUUUGUACAUUGUAUCUUAACGGAAUGCAAAAAACAAAUACCAUUUGUACCUAAUCUUCUAAUUGUAUUUGGGGGACGUAUGGGAUGAGCGCAGAUGAAAGUCACCUUGCGAUUGAGACAUCGAGCGCGAGGGACUUUGAUUUGGCUUACUCCCGACGACCUGGCUUUAACGACGAAGUGUUUGGGGAAAACAUAUCUUUACCAAGAGUGAUUAUUCGCAACGUGACAUUGGCUGCUCAGAACGGUUGGCGAGGGUGAUAUUGAAGACGGGGUGAAGUGAUGUUCCUCAAGUGAGGUGACAUCCGCCCUACAGCGACCUUCCCCGGACUUUUUUCAAAACGCCUCACAAUUGGGAAAUUGGACGGCAACUAUCCGCAUUGAUCAUCAUCCUUCCCCG
Colletotrichum scovillei is the source of this 1577-nucleotide messenger RNA. RefSeq names its product GPI anchored serine-rich protein. Bases 389 to 1045 code for a protein of 218 amino acids. NCBI's taxonomy places the organism in Eukaryota, Fungi, Ascomycota, Sordariomycetes, Glomerellales, Glomerellaceae. The transcript has 2 exons. The record is from RefSeq and is a predicted model, not a curated record.